This is a messenger RNA of Corylus avellana, 1551 nucleotides long. RefSeq names its product heat stress transcription factor A-6b. NCBI's taxonomy places the organism in Eukaryota, Viridiplantae, Streptophyta, Magnoliopsida, Fagales, Betulaceae. Gene Ontology annotation, cellular component: nucleus. Gene Ontology annotation, molecular function: DNA-binding transcription factor activity; RNA polymerase II cis-regulatory region sequence-specific DNA binding. The record is from RefSeq and is a predicted model, not a curated record. Gene Ontology annotation, biological process: regulation of transcription by RNA polymerase II; cellular response to heat.
UAUCUCAAUCCUAUUUAGGCUCUCCUUGCACCAUCGCCUUCUCCCAAAAAGUAAAAAGAGAAAAGAACCUACCCCCACCCCACCCUACCCAACAACAACAAAAAAAAUAAAAAGAGCAGCAAGAUAUCUAUAAAUUGAAGAUAUCCUUUUCACAUUGACAUCCUUAGUUCUUAGUUCUUCCGAGUUCCUCUCCCUUUCCCGACCUUCACAGCCGCGCGCCGCUCGAGGAAUCAUAAAGGGAGCAAGUUCGUCUUUUUCGCCGCCGUCAAUGGAUAUUCAUCCUCCUCCUCGGCCAAUAGAGGGACUCCAUGACGCAGGCCCUCCACCCUUCCUUACCAAAACCUAUGACUUCGUCGACGACCCCACAACAAACAAUAUUGUUUCUUGGAGUACAGGGGGCAACAGCUUCAUCGUCUGGGAUCCCCAGAUCUUUGCAACGAGUCUUCUCCCCAGAUACUUCAAGCACAACAAUUUCUCUAGCUUUGUCAGGCAGCUCAACACUUAUGGCUUUAGGAAGGUUGAUCCAGAGAGGUGGGAGUUUGCCAAUGAAGGGUUUCUUAGAGGAAGGAAGCAGCUUCUGAAGAACAUCAGGAGGAAGGCGACUCAACCUCAGGCUUCACAGCAGCCUCUGGACGCUUGUGUUGAGGUUGGGCGGUUUGGAUUAGACGGAGAAGUUGAUUGGUUGAGGCGUGACAAGCAGGUUCUAAUGGCGGAACUGGUGAAGCUUAGACAGGAACAGCAGAAUACUAGAAGUUACCUUCAAUCAAUGGAAGAUAGACUUAGAAAGACAGAACGGAAACAGCAUCAGACGAUGAAUUUCUUGGCAAGAGCAAUGCAGAAUCCCAACUUUUUACAGCAAUUAGUUCAGCAGAAGAACAGAAGAAAAGAAUUCGAGGCAGCAAUAAGUAAGAAGAGAAGGCGCCCUAUUGAUCAAGGUGGAGGAGGAACCUUUGUUGUUAAAGUUGAGCCUCAGGAUUCCAGUGGCAUGUCCGAGUUAGAAGUUUCAGAGCUGGAAAGAUCACUUGGUAUUAACAUGCAAAAGAACCCAUUGGAAGAACAUAUAGAGAAUGGAGAUCAGGAACAUGAUGAAGGAUUCUGGGAAAAUCUGUUAAAUGAGAAUAUCGAAGAAGAAAUUGGCCUAUUGGGUCUUGAACAAGAAGAUGAUGAUGAGGAAGAUCAUGUGGAUGUUUUGGCUGAGCAGCUCGGUUACUUGGCCUCUACUCCUAAUUAAAUAGAUGAUCAGAAGUGUACUAUUUUGCUUCAAUUAUGAUCAGCUGGCUUUGGCUUGGGGAGUACUUGUUAUCUGACUGCCUAAUUAAUCUACUGUUUGUUUUCCUAUUUAUUUAGGUCUCCUUGGGUUUCUUGGAAUGGACAAGCUAGGGAGCGCAUGCAAUGUACAUGAACACUCAACUCUGAAGAAUGCACUUCAAAGGGCUAAGCAGACGGCAUUAAUGCAUGACAUUGCGAACAAUAUUAAUUGCUUGUUUUGUAUAAUUACUCUACAAUUAAUUCUAUCUCUUUUAGGUGCCCUUCAAUGUGAUUAAUUAAUUG